Molecule: messenger RNA, 885 nt
Organism: Myzus persicae (green peach aphid)
Lineage: Eukaryota; Metazoa; Arthropoda; Insecta; Hemiptera; Aphididae
Exons: 22
Coding region: 159-860 (233 amino acids)
Source: RefSeq, a predicted model, not a curated record
AUCCACUUAACAAGUUUUAUUUUUUUUUAGAUUGGCCUAAUGAUGAAAAUGAUGAUUAUGAUAGAUAUGAAAAAAACAUCAAAACAUUUUGCAAAAAGGACUAUGUACCGUACACACAAUUUAAAGUAUCUUAUAAAAUCGUAUUGUUUGGAUCCAUCAUGAAUGAUUUCAGAGAGUGUCUAUAUAAUUGUAAAAACGACGUGUCGAUGUUAAAACUGUAUUUUGGUCCAAAUGCGUCCAAUGAUAACAUACAGACAUUUAUAGAAAGCUGGAAUUACAAAUCGGUGAUGAAUAAGUGUCUUGAUAAAGCAAAAUAUAAUUUAUCUUCAGAAACGGGAUUAGGAGAAAAGGCUAAAAUUGCAUUUAUGAUUGUCAUGAGAGAUGAUAAACGUUAUGAAUACACUGAUAAGCAAUUUGAAUUAAUGAAGACAGAUUUUGAAAACAUUACAGGCCACAAAGUAUGUUUUAAAAGUAGUUCAGACGUUAUUCUCGAAUGCAAUAAGUUAUUUGAAGGCAAUACUAAAGACUUGUACAAAAAACGUACUAAGCAAUUCUAUGUAUUAAGAGGAUUCGAAGACUUCAAAAGAUUUUCAAAUCAAAUAAAAGCAUCAUUAAAAUUUCUAGAGUACAUAGAAGGUAAACUUAUAAAUAAUAAGGAACCACAUUAUGAUGAAUACAAUGCACAUCCGAUUACCAUAGAAGAUUACCAAGAAUUACGUAAACCUAUACCACUGCUGCAUGAAGAUUCUUAUGAAUUAUAUUUGAUGAGAUUAAAACGUCUAAAAUGCGUUCCAUUUGAUGAAGAAACAUGGAGCACAGACAUGAACGAAUUAAAGCAGGAUCAUGAAAAAAAUCCAUAAAAUCCUUAAAAUCUCGAAUGUGAAG